This is a messenger RNA of Drosophila hydei, 742 nucleotides long. RefSeq names its product 28S ribosomal protein S18b, mitochondrial (gene mRpS18B). Gene Ontology annotation, biological process: mitochondrial translation. Gene Ontology annotation, molecular function: structural constituent of ribosome. The record is from RefSeq and is a predicted model, not a curated record. Gene Ontology annotation, cellular component: mitochondrion; ribosome. NCBI's taxonomy places the organism in Eukaryota, Metazoa, Arthropoda, Insecta, Diptera, Drosophilidae. The transcript is spliced from 2 exons. The coding region runs from base 101 to 709 and encodes 202 amino acids.
UGUGACCAACUUAAAUUGUAAACAAAAUAAACAGCUGGUUGUUACGUCGCUGCACGCAUUUUUAGCUAACAAUAAAACAAGCCGCAAUUAAUUAAUUAAAAUGUUGCCUUUAGCACGCGGAAUUUACAGCACCUUGACACAAAUAACACGCAACAGUCGAGUAUCGCUGCACACAGCCAGUGCGCAGCAUUGUAAAGCUGAGCCGGCAGCCGAAAAUGAAACGCCUGCAGAAGAUGAAGAAGGAGAAAAUGCAAAAGAUUCCGCUUCAGAUCCCAAGGAUCGCAAAACUGUUAUACCAGUGGAGACUUCGAUACGCUAUUUAAAAAGUGCCGCAUACAAAACAACUUAUGGCGAUGAGUUUGUGUGGACACAAUAUCGUCGCAAUCAUAAGGGCAUGUUUGCGCCGCGAAAGACGCGCAAGACCUGCAUUCGCCAGGGAAAGAUCAGCACAGGCAAUCCAUGUCCCAUCUGUCGCGAUGAGUAUCUGGUACUGGACUAUCGUAACACGGAGCUGCUAAAACAGUUUAUUUCACCGUAUAGCGGCCAAGUGCUGAGCUAUUCCAAGACGGGUCUCUGUCAGAAGAGUCAUUUGCGUCUGACGGUCGCUGUGGAGCAAGCACGCGAUUGUGGUCUCAUCACCUACGAUGUGCCUUUCCGGGAGUAUGAUUACAGCGAGUACUAUGGCAAAAAAGAGGAUUCAAAGCAGUAAAUGAUUAAAGUUAAUUUUUUGUUGAAACGCCAA